This is a messenger RNA of Symbiodinium natans, 2838 nucleotides long. NCBI's taxonomy places the organism in Eukaryota, Dinophyceae, Suessiales, Symbiodiniaceae. The record is from the annotation of a GenBank genome assembly.
AUGCCACGAAAGCCGAUUGUUGGAGGAAAUUGGAAAUGCAACCCGAAGACGAUCAAGGAAGCCCUGCAGCUUAUCCAGGACUGGAAGAACCAGGUUCCUGUGGACAAGAGAAAGAUUGAGGUGUUCGCUUGCCCCAUGAUGCCCCAUCUCCUGAAAGUGAAACAGCCUUUGGAGAAGAUGGGUAUCUCUGCUUGCGCGCAGAACUGCAGCAAGACCGGAGAGGGCGCGUUCACCGGAGAGGUGAGCGCAGCGCAGCUAAAGGACUCGCGCGUCCAGUGGACUCUAGUUGGCCAUUCCGAGCGGCGCACCAAGUACGGCGAGACGGAUGAGGAUGUGGCGGAAAAGGUGGCGCAGGCCCUGGCCGCAGACGUGAAGGUAGUGUUGGCCAUCGGGGAGCUGCUGGAGGAACGGGAGGGUGGUAAGACCAAUGAAAUCAAUGAGCGCAUGCUCGCCCCGGUCAUCAAGAAGGUGAAAGCAGAGGACUGGAACCGCAUUGUCAUUGCUUAUGAACCUGUUUGGGCCAUUGGCACCGGGAAAGUGGCAACUCCCGAGCAGGCUGAAGAAACGCAUGCUGCGAUCCGAGCCUACUUGGCGAAAGCUGUGAGCGAGGAAGUGGCGGAAAAGGUCCGAAUCCAGUAUGGUGGCUCCGUCACUGUGGAGAACUGCCGGCUGCUUUUGCGUGAUUUCCAUGAUUUCGCGGAGCUUGUACAGGAGCUCAGUCCGAUGUUCUCUGAGGUAACGUGCAACACGAAGGGCAAUCCGACAGCUCAUGGCACACUGGACCUCGGAGCAGCACUGCCCAACAACACUCUUAUUCUCAUUUUCCCGUGGACCUUGGCUACCAUGGUUUGCGGUGACUGCGCACGGGACACGCGGUUGGCGGCGCCUCUUGCGCCUAGCGGGGCGAAAGCGCUCCAUCAGCCGGGGCCUGGGGCUGCUGGCGUUCGUCCACAGCUGAACUAUGCUCGAAGGGCCUUUCAGUUUCGCGCUUUAGCGAUCAGAUUUUCGGUCCAAGGUCUCUUGACGACACUCUUUGUCGUGCGUGCUGCGCAGAUUGGCCAACUCCAGCGAUGGGGAGGCCUCGUGGCAAAGCUUUCGGAUGACCCCUUCUGGCUCUCGGCGGCUCUCCUUGGAGUGGCCUCCAUCCUUUUGCCGGUUCCACGGGUCAUUCUGGCCGCGCCAGCAGUGGUGGUCAUGCUCUUCUGUGAAGUUGAGUUAGAACCUGGCCUGUUCUUUGGUGCGGUGGCAUGGCUGAUGCAGACGCUGCAACUCCUGUCGGAGCUCAUCUGCAGUGUCAAGGAGUUUCUGCUUUGCAUUCUCCACUCCUGGACCUUGCUCCCACAGCGUGCAGCGGGACGCGAUUCUGGAGGCCCGUCAGGCCUGAGGGCUGUGGAGUGGGGCGCUGCCCUCGUCUUCCCUUUGUGUGUUGCAGCCGUUGUGUACCAUGUGGUGGCUAUGAGGUUGGAAAGAUGGAUGGCGCGGCAACGUCUCCGCCGUGGACUGCAGACGGCGCUGGCGUCACCUUUUCGUGCAGAGUUCGAUGGCAAUUUCGGCCGUCAGGGCCAUGCUGGCCGACAUCGCAAGGACAGUUCUUUCUCCUUGCAGUUCAUCAACAGCGGAAACUUCUCUGAGGAGCAAUUGGCGAGCUUCAAACAGAAGCUGCCGAUCCUGCUCGAGGCUCGACGCGGGCUCUUGGCACAGGAGGCGGAAGAUGAGGAAAUGCUGCAGGACCACUUCGAGCUCCAUGUCCGCCGAAGCCACAUACUGGCAGAUAGUUGGGAAGCCUUACAGGAGGCAGCUUACUUGGAGCUCCUUGCGCCCAAGCUGCGCAUUGAGUAUGAAGGUGAACAGGCCCAAGAUCAAGGCGGUGUUGCGCAGGACUGGUUUUGUGGCGUCGGCCAUGCGCUAGCUGCGGAUGCAGGCAAAGAUGAGAGCAGUUCCAUUCUGACAAUGGGCAAGAGCAGCAGGAUGCUGAUCCCCCGGCCAGUGCAGAGCAAAGAGGCCGAUGGGUCAGCUGAAGGGCGCUACCGUGACCUUUUCGUUUGCGGCCGCUUCCUGGCGUUGGCCACGCUCCAUGGAGGUCGGCCUUUGCCGAUGCCACUAUCUCCGUUUGUGUGCAAAUAUCUGGUUGGCGCGCCCGUGGAGCUCUCUGAUAUGAAACAUCUGGACAGUGAUUUCUAUCGUCAGCGAGUUGAGCCCCUGCUGCGCCCGAAUGGUCUGGAAGAGGUCGAGUCUGCUUUGGGCGAGCCUUUGACUUUCUUGUCCGUUCCCACUGAGCUGAGACCAGCCGAGGAGCUGGAGCCUGGCGGUGCCUCACGUGUAGUGAACAAGCAAAACCUUCACAGGUACCUGGUCCUUCUUUGCGAGGCCUUCCUUUGCAGUGAACUCCGUGAAGAGCUGCAGUGCCUGGUGCAAGGCUUCUGGGACGUCUUGCCCCUGGAAGCCCUGCGAGCAGCCCAUUUGGAGGCCAGCGACCUUGCAAUCUUGCUCACUGGAUCCUGCGGUGUGGAUGUCGGCGAAUGGCGCCGCUGCAGCGAGGAGCAAGCGGACGCAGGCCUCGUGAUCUCCUGGUUUUGGGAGAUAGUGGAAGAGAUGCCGGAAGAGCUUCGGCGACAGCUUCUCCGCUUCGCCACUGGCAGCGCUCGGCUGCCACCAGGCGGCUUUGCAGCCCUGAAGCCCCGCUUUGCCGUGGUUGUAUCUGCCGCUGGCUCGGAAGAGCAUCUCCCGCAUGCUCAUACAUGCAUCAACCAGCUUGUGCUGCACAGGUAUGCUUCAAAGGAGCAGUUGCGCUGCAAGCUGAGCAAGGCCUUGCCAACAGAGAGCUUUGGAUUUGCAUAG